This is a messenger RNA of Aspergillus heteromorphus CBS 117.55, 1547 nucleotides long. RefSeq names its product MmgE/PrpD family protein. The transcript has 2 exons. Bases 32 to 1477 code for a protein of 481 amino acids. Gene Ontology annotation, molecular function: lyase activity. Lineage: Eukaryota; Fungi; Ascomycota; Eurotiomycetes; Eurotiales; Aspergillaceae. The record is from RefSeq and is a predicted model, not a curated record.
CUCAUCCCUCAACCCACCCUCCGUGUUCGCAAUGGCUGCUCGGACAUCCCCCUCCACCUCCGUGACUCGCAACCUCGCCACCUGGAUCGAGGAAGUCAACCCCUCCUCCAUCCCGGCGGAGAUCCAGACCCGCGCCAAGUAUCUGAUCCUGGACGGCCUCGGUUGUGCUUUACUGGGCUCGCGUCUACCGUGGUCCGUCAAGGCCCACGAUGCCAUUACUGCCAUCGAGGGAACGGGGAACUGCACUGUCAUCGGAUGGAACAAGACCCUCCCCCCCACCUCCGCCGCCCUCCUCAACAGCACAUUCCUCCAGGCCUUCGACCUCGACGACUACCACAUCGAGGCGCCCAUCCACGCCAGCUCCGUGAUCCUACCCGCCGUCCUCGCCGCCGCAGAACAACAAACCCAUACCACGGGUCUUCCCAUAGGAGGCGCCGACUUCCUCACAGCUAUGAUAGCCGGGUACGAGACUGGACCCCGAGUCGGUCUGGCCCUGGGUGGCUCCCACAUGCUGACCAUCGGGUGGCAUUCCGGCGCGAUCUUCGGCCCCGCAGCCUCCGCAGCCGCCGUAUCGAAGCUUCUCCAUCUCUCGACCGACCACAUCGAAGACGCGCUCGGCAUGGCCUGCACGCAAGCCUGCGGGCUCAUGUCCGCGCAGUUCGAGAGCAUGGUUAAGCGGAUGCAGCACGGUUUCGCGGCGCGGAGUGGUGUGCUGGCGACCUAUCUCGCCCGGGAGGGGUUCACAGGUAUCAAGGAGAUCUUCGAUCGUGAGUACGGCGGGUUCCUGGGAAUGUAUUCUCUGGGAGCGGAGAAGGAGCCGCGGUUUGUGAAGGAGGAGGUAAGUAAGGAUCUCGGGGAAGUUUGGCAGACGGAGAGGAUCCGCGAAAAGCCGUAUCCGCUUAUGGCGGGCACGCAUUGUACGGUGGAUUGCGUGAGGGUGUUGCAGAAGGAGCAUCCGGAGAGAAUGAGGGAUUGGAAGGGGAUUGUGCGGAUUGAGGCGGAGAUGGCCCGCGCGGCGUAUAAGAAGGGGGGCUGGAGGCCUGAGAGGCCCGCCACGGUGACUGCUGCGCAGAUGUGUGUCCCGUAUGCGGUCGCGUUGCAGGUUCUUGAUGGGGAGAUUGUUCCUGGGCAGUUUGCGCCGGCGAAGUUGAAUAGAGAGGAGAUUUGGGAGAUUAUUGGCAAGGUGGAGUGUCGAGAGGUGGACGAGUUUGAUCAUUCUUGGGCGCAGAGGGUGAAGGUGGUGUUUGAGGAUGGGGAAGUGUUGGAGACGACGGUUCUGGCGCCGAGAGGAGUCAAGCCGGCGUUGUCGAAUGAGGAGAUUCUGGAGAAGUGGAGGGCUGUGACGAGAGGGGUGAUUGCGGAGGAGAGACAGAGGGAGAUUGAGGCGGUCGUCUUGCAUCUGGAGGACGUGGAUGACGUGGUGGGGAAGCUGGCGGGGCUGUUGGCUCCGGAAACAGUGAAUGUUUUGGAGGAUUAGAUUUGAGUGUUGAGAUUGAGGAAGAAGAAGCUGGGUCAUAGUCAUGGAUUACCAAUGCAUUCGGAUAGCC